Messenger RNA from Hippocampus comes (tiger tail seahorse), 1116 nucleotides. It is a transcript of the gene cntd1, whose product is annotated as cyclin N-terminal domain containing 1. Gene Ontology annotation, biological process: reciprocal meiotic recombination. NCBI's taxonomy places the organism in Eukaryota, Metazoa, Chordata, Actinopteri, Syngnathiformes, Syngnathidae. The coding region runs from base 190 to 1098 and encodes 302 amino acids. The transcript has 7 exons. The record is from RefSeq and is a predicted model, not a curated record. Gene Ontology annotation, cellular component: site of double-strand break.
GGUUCCCUCCGGAUGCACCCAGCGCCUUCGAAUUGCAUACGGCACAAACUGCAAGGAAACAGCGCUAUCUUGUGGAAAUACGAUUGAGGCAAUAUAAUCACGACCAAUUGAAACUAAACUGCAUUAAUUGAGUGGCAACGACAUUUUAAAUAGGAAGUGUCCGACAAAAGGCAAUCGACGGCGUCACAAAUGGCGACGAAUCUAGCGAGUCCUCAAAGUUUAAGGUUUAGACAGGCCUCAGUGGAGAUGCUGACGGACUUUCUCACCAAUCUCAACGAGAGAAAUAAAGAUAACCUCCGCAGUUUGUCCACCUGUGGCGGAGGCUUCAAGGAUAAAAGACUAUUUGAAUACACUUUGCUGAUGUGUCAAGAGCUCCGACUUGACCUGGCUAUUGCUUACCACGCCGUCGAAUUACUUCAAAGGUUCAUGGUCAAGCACAUUACGCAUUUGCUGACACCCGGAGGUUCGAGCGCGGCCGAAGUGAAGGCCCACGAGAACGCUGCGUUCGAGCAGAUCCGGGGGAGCUUCGCCUUGAUCGUGUUUUCCUGUGUGCAGCUAGCCAGCAAGUUGUCACUGCACAGCCACAUCGUCGACGUCAACAAGGCCGUCCGCUUUCUGCACUCGAUCGGUCUCGACUUCUCCAAACAGGCCAUUCUGGAAUCGGAGCUGAUGGUGCUGAAGGGGCUGCAAUUCCGACUGGACCCGCCCAACCCUCUCACCUAUGUGGAAAUACUUCUGGAGGUGCUGGGCCACAAUGAGCCGAGCGCCCCUGUGGAACGCCUGCACCAGAUGUGCCGCCACGUGCUCCAGUUUGUCAGUUUGCAGCGUGAAACUUUUUACAACACCCUGCUGACCAUCACCACGCAGACCCGCAAACCUACCGCGGAGCAGAGAGAGAAGUUUGUGCCAGUGACAGAAGAUUGCAUGCUGCUUGGCGUGGGCGUCAUCGCCGCCGCCGCCUUCAUCCUCCACGUCAGAGACUGGGAGCAGGUGGUGCAAGAAUUGAGCCACAUCACGGGAAUCUCCACCACCAGCAUCGGAGAUUUCACCCGCGUCACGCUCACGCUCAUCGUUGGGACGCCCAGAGAUGGCCAGUGAUGAGUCAAAUGAUUUCUU